AUGGCGGGCGAGACAGUCGCAAGGCUGCAUGUUCAGGUCGCGGGUGAUUAUGCCCAUGGAACGCACGGAGGCACGAUCGAAGUGUGUGGGAACGAGCAGUUCUAUCUUGGGAGGGAUCCAGAGCUCUGUCGUUACUCGUGGAGCGACGACCUCACUAUUUCAAGGAAGCACCUGCGCAUCCAUUGCAUUCUAUAUGAGCAGGACCCAAUUGUUAAGAUCGCCCCGUUCGUUUACGCGACCGAUCUCUCUGCAAAUGGUACCUACCUCCGAAAGAGUAACUCAGAAUACACGGCAUCGCAAGAUGCGGGCAUUUUGAUGGGUCCUAAGAGCACCUUCCUCUUGGAAGACGGGGAUGAGAUACGCAUCUCUGACACCAUCACUUUAGUCUACUACUCCAAUAUACCAGCAGAGCUUGUCAAGUUUACCGCCAUUCAGGAGCGGGAGAGACAAACAUUUGCAUCGCGCUACCUCCUUACUGGGCGUUUGCUCGGCGAGGGCGGUUACGGCAAGGUACUAGUGGGCAUUAAUCAAGAGACACAGCGGCAACUUGCAUGCAAGAUGAUCCGACUGGACAAAAUGUACGACACAUUGGCAAUGUCAAACUUGCAGGAAUCGGAGAGGAAACGACUGCCAAAACGAGUUACCAAUUGCUUUCGCGAGUUCGAUAUUCUCAAAGACCUUGGCCAUCCCAAUAUCAUCGCCAUCGAAAAGGUUUUCCGGAGUAACAACACCAUUUACAUUUUUGAAGAGCUCAUCACGGGGGGUGACCUCUUUUCCUUUAUUGAGUCCAAGGACGGCCGGAUUGAUGGUCUACAUGCUGCGUUUAUUAUCUACCAGGUCUUGAAGGGAAUAGAGUAUCUCCACGAUCAGGACAUCGUACACCGGGACCUGAAGCCGGACAACAUACUCAUGUCAUCUCUUGAACAUGGUGCUCGCGUCAUCAUUACCGAUUUCGGCAGUGCUAGAUUCCUGCCCGGAAAAAACAGCCAAAAUCCUCCACAAAACAACAAGUAUCACCGAAUGUUCUCUUACGUCGGUACCUUGGAGUACACGGCGCCUGAGAUACACCGACUUAACAAGGCAAUCCCAGUCGAUGAUGGCUACUCAAAAGCUGUCGAUAUGUGGUCUAUCGGUUCAAUUACGGCUACUGUACUUACCGGCGACUUGAUGUUCAGUGACCGCAGACACCCGGAGUACGACGCUAACCCUCGCGGAGUGAUCUUGGGUCUCGCAGCUAUCUGUGAUCUUAGUAACCUGGACGACCCUCAUCACCCGUUGUGGGCCAAUAUCGGCUAUCAUCCAAAGGACUUCAUCAAAGGUCUGCUCGUCCUCAAAGAGGAAGAGCGUAUGACAGCAUCGGAGGCUCUAGCGCACGAGUGGUUCUCAUCGUAUGCUGAAGACUUUGAUAAGCUGUAUACGAACGCGACUGCAGAUUGGGGACCCAGAGACCAGAACCUUGAUCUUGUCGAGAUUAUCCCCAAGUCGCUAUAUAACCGCGCUGCAGCUAAUCUCAUCGGCGGUGUUCAGAGUCCAGGCAUCAAUUCACAACACUUCCCUUUACGUCAGUCUCAAAAUACGUAUAGGAUGGUCCAAUCGGCUCAACGAUGGCGUGGAAAAACUCCGUUGCCAUCGAUCAUGCAAGACCAUGAGGUAGUGCAGUUCGCCAGUCAAGUGAAGGCCUCAUCUAACGACGAACGAGGUAUGUAUCAUUUCACUGAAGAUGCAGACGAUGACAGUGAUGGCUUCGAAAAGAGCUUGAACGGGGUUAUGAACGACUACUCACAGCAAGAAUACUACGAACAUCUCCCGCCGCCUCCAGGAUACGACUCUGUUCUAGUGAGCGAGACACCCAUUGACGUGUAUCGCCAAUCGCAGCAGAUUAAAGAUCAUGGUCAAGAUUCCGUUCUGGUUCAAGAGACGCCGCCUGAAUCCCUCUGCCAGCAUGUGUACUUAUCGGAUGAUGAUGUAUCGGUCUGCGAUCUGUGA
Messenger RNA from Alternaria burnsii, 1986 nucleotides. Its product is annotated as meiosis-specific serine threonine-protein kinase mek1. Lineage: Eukaryota; Fungi; Ascomycota; Dothideomycetes; Pleosporales; Pleosporaceae. Gene Ontology annotation, cellular component: cytoplasm; nucleus. The transcript has 3 exons. Gene Ontology annotation, molecular function: protein binding; protein serine/threonine kinase activity; ATP binding. The coding region runs from base 1 to 1986 and encodes 661 amino acids. The record is from RefSeq and is a predicted model, not a curated record. Gene Ontology annotation, biological process: meiotic recombination checkpoint signaling; protein phosphorylation.